Molecule: messenger RNA, 390 nt
Organism: Macrosiphum euphorbiae (potato aphid)
Lineage: Eukaryota; Metazoa; Arthropoda; Insecta; Hemiptera; Aphididae
Source: the annotation of a GenBank genome assembly
AUGACAUCGUGUUCGAAAUGCAAUUCGACAGUUUCGCGAAAUGAGGUCAGUAUUCAAUGUAAUAUGUGUAAACAUAUAUUACAUAUGAAAUGCUCUAACAUGAAUGCGGAAUCUUUGGACUUUAUGAAAUCAAAAGGGGUGGCAUUCAAUUAUGAAGACUGCACAAAAAAGCUUAAACAAGACAGAGGAGAAAGUACACCCAUCAAAAGUAUACCACAAACAAAAGGUGAAACAAAUAACUAUAUGAACAGUGAUUUAGACACCAGAGCUAUAACCACUAGAUUAGAUGAACUUAUUAAAAACCAGAAAUCUAGAAAUAAAAAUCAACAUAUUAGAACACAACGAAAGAGCGUGUCUAGUAGAAAUAAAUGGUGUAAAAAAGGAAAAUAA